CAUGCUCGUGUUCGAAUUGGGUUUUCAUUUGCAGCAAGCGCUUUGCCUCGGCCUCUUCCUCGAUUUUGCGAACUCGUUCUUCCUCCUCCUGUUGCUUCCUGAGCGCUUCACGCCUCAUCUCCAUCGCUUCUCGCUCUCGGCGUUCGUUGUCGGCUUGCAUUUUCGCCAUUUGCUGUCUUUGUUGAUCGAGGGCAAUUUGCAGCUGACGCUGUGCCUCUUUAUGCUCCUCUUGAAGAGCAGCGAGCCUAGCUCUCUCUGCUUCCCUUUUGCUGCUUCGGAACAUGUUGCUGAACUUUUUCUUUUCGGGAAUCGAAGGCUGGUACAGGGUCUUGGAUGCUAAUGACUCUCCGCCUGUUGGAGGCACGAAACUACCCACUCGUCCGCUUCGAGCUCGCGAAAAUUCUUCAGGAGUUUUUGGGGAAUCAGAGCUCAAAGCGCUGCGAGGUGUAGUUGAGUUUGCGAAAUCAAAAGAGGAUCGAGCAUCUGCCAUGACGGAAUGAAAAAUAUACUAGGGACUUCCAUGGAUGCCCGCUUCUUCCAUUCCCUGACCAUGAAAUGCUCACCUUGAGAGGGCCUUAUUCUGUCCACUUUCUCUUCCAUCAGGCUGAGGUGGCGAAGCAGUGCCUUCGAUCCAGACAGUCGCGGCAAGACCCGUUCCUCAGCCUGAUCCUAUGCAUGUGGGCUUUCUUGGCCCCUACAGCACUUCAAUUAAAACGUUUGAUUAGCGUGCAUAUAGUUUACCUAAAUCUGUCGCUAAAAUACGAGGCCGUGCGAGCGAUUAUUGUGAAGGACGAACCUGGGUUAGAGUUACAUUUCUCAUAAUGAGAUCACUUGAUCAUAG
Molecule: messenger RNA, 841 nt
Organism: Verruconis gallopava
Lineage: Eukaryota; Fungi; Ascomycota; Dothideomycetes; Venturiales; Sympoventuriaceae
Exons: 1
Source: RefSeq, a predicted model, not a curated record